This is a messenger RNA of Polypterus senegalus (gray bichir), 1636 nucleotides long. Its product is annotated as elongation factor 1-alpha, oocyte form. The coding region runs from base 133 to 1518 and encodes 461 amino acids. Gene Ontology annotation, molecular function: GTPase activity; GTP binding; translation elongation factor activity. The transcript has 8 exons. The record is from RefSeq and is a predicted model, not a curated record. Gene Ontology annotation, biological process: translational elongation; translation. Lineage: Eukaryota; Metazoa; Chordata; Cladistia; Polypteriformes; Polypteridae.
UCGAGGGCGGGUCCGUUAUUCGGUAUAAAGGAUUCCUCCGCCGGGUUAACCGUUCUACUUAUUCGAGCCCUUGAGUCCGGGGUCAGACGGGCCAGCCAGACGAGAACAGAUUCCACGUAGAAGCGUUGCGCCAUGGGGAAAGAGAAGAUCCACAUUAAUAUUGUCGUCAUAGGGCACGUCGACUCCGGUAAAUCCACUACCACCGGCCACCUUAUCUACAAAUGCGGCGGCAUUGACAAAAGAACUAUCGAGAAGUUCGAAAAGGAAGCGGCCGAGAUGGGGAAGGGCUCCUUCAAAUAUGCCUGGGUGCUGGACAAACUAAAGGCCGAGCGUGAACGUGGCAUCACUAUUGACAUUUCACUCUGGAAGUUUGAAACCACCAAGUAUUAUGUCACAAUUAUAGAUGCCCCAGGCCACAGAGACUUCAUAAAGAACAUGAUCACUGGCACCUCACAGGCUGAUUGUGCUGUGCUGAUUGUUGCUGGAGGUGUUGGAGAGUUUGAAGCUGGCAUAUCAAAGAAUGGGCAAACUCGUGAGCAUGCACUACUGGCUUUCACCCUGGGAGUAAAACAGCUCAUUGUUGGUGUAAACAAGAUGGAUUCUACUGAACCACCCUACAGUCAGAAACGAUAUGAGGAAAUAACAAAGGAAGUUAGUGCAUAUAUCAAAAAAAUUGGUUACAAUCCUGUUACAGUGGCAUUUGUGCCAAUCUCUGGCUGGCAUGGAGAUAAUAUGUUGGAGCCUAGUGCCAAUAUGCCCUGGUUUAAAGGCUGGAAGGUUGAGCGCAAAGAGGGAGGAGCCAAUGGUGUUACCCUCCUGGAAGCUUUGGACUCUAUCUUGCCCCCAAGCCGGCCUACAGACAAGCCCCUGCGAUUGCCCCUGCAGGAUGUCUACAAAAUUGGAGGUAUUGGUACUGUUCCUGUUGGCCGUGUUGAGACUGGGGUCCUGAAACCUGGUAUGGUUGUGACUUUUGCGCCUUCCAAUGUGACCACUGAAGUAAAGUCUGUGGAAAUGCAUCACGAGGCUCUGGCAGAAGCACUUCCAGGAGACAAUGUUGGGUUUAAUGUGAAAAAUGUGUCCGUCAAAGAUAUUAGACGGGGGAAUGUUGCUGGAGAUAGCAAGAAUGAUCCUCCAAUGGAGGCUGGCAGCUUCACUGCCCAGGUGAUCAUCCUGAACCACCCUGGCCAAAUUAAUCCUGGUUAUGCUCCAGUACUAGAUUGUCACACAGCUCACAUUGCCUGCAAGUUUGCAGAGUUGAAGGAAAAGAUUGACCGCCGUUCUGGCAAGAAACUGGAAGAUAAUCCCAAGUUACUGAAGUCUGGUGAUGCUGCCAUUGUGGAAAUGAUCCCUGGGAAGCCAAUGUGUGUAGAGAGCUUCUCUAAGUACCCUCCUCUAGGUCGCUUUGCUGUCAGAGACAUGAGACAGACGGUUGCGGUUGGUGUUAUUAAAGCAGUUGACAAGAAAGCUUCAACCAGUGGGAAAGUCACAAAGUCUGCAGUGAAAGCGGGAAAGAAAUGAGGUUCUAUUUGAACUGGAUUUUGACUGGAACCGACCUGAUUUAGCACAUGCACUGAAUAUUCUCUACACCUGAUAAUGCUGCUAUUUUUGAAUUAUUGGCAAUAAACAUUUGACACAC